AUCGUGCCCGCCUGCCCCUGCGAAGACAGCCAGAGGAACUGCUCCUGCAAGGAACCAAAGGAAGCCAAGCCUCAGAUUAAGGUGCUCUCGUGGACAAGUUCGAAAGGCUGGAUCCUACUUGCUGUGGGAUUUUGCUUCGCAGUCUGGAUGGCAGUUUUCUUCACGUUGUUUGCAUAUGAUAUGGUUUAGAAAUAAAGUAAAUUGAUUUUAGAAAGGAGAAAGGGCAAGUGCUUGUCAAAGUGAACUGUUGGUGUGCAUUUUUUAUUGAAAAGUUUUGGGAAUACCAUGUUUUAAGAUAAAUUUAUAAAUAUACACAUAUGAAUGAUGGUAUACGUAAUUUCUAACAACUCUGGUCUAGACAAUGAUUUGCAAAUAACUGAUAGUGUGGUGGGAAAUGCGAGUCUCCCCAGUACAAGAGAGAACGAGGAUAGCUCCAAAGAAAACGUGGCCUCAAUAGGCAAUGAUGGAAGGGGAAACUGUACAAAACAAGGCAAUCCUCCCUCAGCACCAAAUGCAAGAGACGCAGAAGUGGUACAGGUAUGUAAAUCCUGUCAACAUCUGUAUGAUGGGCAGCCCACUGUUGUUCUCACGCCCAACACACUCGCCCACGCCCACCAUCACCAUCCCUCGCCUCGCAAGCAAACGAAGCCAUGGGCAGCUAGAAGGUACGAGGGGCUGUGUGUGUGCGCGGAGACCGGCGGCGUGUGUCGCUGCGGCGUCAGCAAGGCGUCCAAGUGGCAGCGCCUCCUCCCCCGCAACGCCCCCUGGUGGCCCAGAACCAAGGUCGUCCUCCUAACCCUUGCCGCCCUCACGCCCUGGGCAUGUCUCGUCGUCUACUUCAUCUUCGCCUACAGGAAGUGAGAGCCUUUUGGUUGUCAUGGCAAGUUACGGGUUCGCCCACCACGACAAGGCAUUCGAUCCGCGUUCGGCGACUAUGAUUGCUGUUCCUAUUUGUACAAAGACGGAUUCAAUUCAUUUAUUUUUCCCGAGUCAAACAUCAUUUUCCAGUUUGGCAUCUACUUUCGCUCUUUCAUAUAUAUUGUUUCACACAUCGUAGUGUUGUUAAUAUUUUUGUAUUUUCUUCCCCUCCCUUCAACCAGAUUAUUCUUGCAAGUAUUAUGCAUAAUUGUCCAUUUCGUAACAUUUUCCUUCCCGAAAUCCUGGCCUCCUUGUUCAGAUUUCGUUGUUACACCAACUUUUAUCGUUCUGUCCCUCUGUAUUCAUGUACAUCAAUUGUCUCUAUGUAAGUCCACGACACCGUUAUUUCGUAUAGCAUGACGCCCCAGGAGACGACAUCUGCGCAUAUUUUGCCCAAGGCGCUCGCAGAUGAGUGCAGUAUCCCUUCGGCUCAAGUUAGCCACGGUGCUUCCCAUUCCAGAACGUGUAAAGAGAAACGUCUGUUUCUCUCUUUGCUAUUGAAGUAUGUGAUAUCUACAACACAAUUUUCAUGUGUUAUAUUUAGGAUAUUAGUCAUCCCCCUCACGGUGACUAUGCUAAGCCUUGAGUGCCUGUGUGUUUAAUAGGGAUGGUUAAUCAGGUAAUUGACUGUUGUUUGAUUCAUGAUUUAUACAGUACUGCUUUGAUAUUCAGAUUUUAAAGCUAUGUGAUAUCUAUUUUGUUAAUGACUUAUACAUAUAUAGCAAUACUGAAAUAUAUGUGGACAGUUGCAAUUAGGUGAAAAUAAAAUCUAAUUGCGCUAAUUAA
Penaeus vannamei (Pacific white shrimp) is the source of this 1704-nucleotide messenger RNA. The record is from RefSeq and is a predicted model, not a curated record. Lineage: Eukaryota; Metazoa; Arthropoda; Malacostraca; Decapoda; Penaeidae.